Messenger RNA from Effrenium voratum, 2593 nucleotides. Lineage: Eukaryota; Dinophyceae; Suessiales; Symbiodiniaceae. The record is from the annotation of a GenBank genome assembly.
GCUCAGGGCGGAACGGUAGGCCACAGCCAUUAGGGCUGUGGGCUGCGGUUUGGAGGUUUCUGCCCUCGUUCUGGGGGAGAAAGCGCAGCCAUGAACCCGAUGAUGGGAGGCGGCAUGGGCUGCGGCGGCAUGGGCUGCGGAGGGAUGGGCGGAAUGGGAGGCAUGAAGAUGGGAGGUGGAUGUGGGGGUUGUGGCGGCUGUGGCGGUUGCGGCUGCGGCGGCUGCGGCGGCUGCGGCGGCAUGGGUUGUGGCGGCUGCGGAUGCGGCGGUUGUCCAGGGAUGGGCGGUUGUGGCGGCUGCGGCUGUGGUGGCAACAUGGCCAUGGGGAUGCCUUCAAACAACAUGAUGCAGCAGCAGAUGGCGCAGAUGUCCUCCAUGAUGAUGCCAAUGAUGAUGGGUGGAGGAAUGGGAGGAGGAAUGGGAGGAGGAAACAUGCAGGAGAUGAUGAAGAAGAUGCAAGACAUGAUGGGCAUGGGAAAGAAGGAGAAGGGCACCAAGAAGAAGUCCAAGGACAACGCGAACGUUGUCUUCGUGGGCGGCCUUCGAAAGACCACGGAGGAGGACAGGGUCGCCGCCCACUUCGCCAAGUUCGGGCAGGUGGAGCACGUGGACAUCAAGCGCCUGCCGGACGGCACCUCCCGAGGCUUCGCCUUCAUCAAGUUCGCUGACACCGAGGCAGUGGACAAGGUCAUCGAGGCACAUGCAAAGCACAUGAUCGACAACAAGUGGGUGGAGGUGAAGAAGCACGACGGGGUGGCAGCCAUGGCUCGGGGGCUUAAGGCUGGCAUCUCAGAGGCCAUGACCAAGAAGAAGGUCCUGCAAUCGCCGCGGGCGUUGCGGGAAUGGCUCCAGGGUCAGCUUCUGCAAUCAGAGGAGGAGGUCCAGUUCUGGUCUGCGGAGCACAGCCGCUUCUCAGAGGAGCAGAUGGCGAUGAUUCACAGCGGGCCCCUUCCAGAGCGAGUGGACCAGGCGGGCGCUUGGGAAGCGGCUGCGGUGCUUGCAGAAGUGGCCUGGUGCAACCAGCUCAUUGCGAGCCUCACGGGGAUGCAUAGGGCCAUGGACUCGGUCACGGAGGGCGAGGGCCACUCGGAGCUUUGGGGAGCACAAGGGUUGCUGCGGCACGCACGCGGGCGUGUGGCAGCUGCCCGGUGGUGCACGCUGGUUGGGGCUGCCGCGGAACGCGCAGCGCAGCAGGCGGCGGAAGCUGCGGGUGCCAGAGCUGGCGAGGGGCGGCGGCUGCGGAUCGAGACCCUCGAGGCAGAGCUCGCGGCGCUGAGCCGGCAGGCCCCGACUCCACCGCGGCAGGCGGUUUCGGAGCUGGAGGCGACACGGCUGCACGGAGCCGACGGCCUGCGCGACGAAGUGCGGCAGGCUGAAGCGAUGCUGCAGAGGGAGAGGAAUGCGGUGGUCAUCACCGAGGACGCCAUCUGGACGUGCCGCCAGGAGGCCUCCGUGCUGCAGGCGCAGGCCGCCCGGCGGCAGCAGGAGAGCGACUGCUUGGCGUGGGAGCACUCGGAGCUGGAGGGGCAGAUCCAAAGGCUCCAACCCAGCGAGCUGGAGGAACGCCAGGCCGCGGUUUUUGCCGCGGAGGAGGCGGAGGAGGAAUUGGAGGAGCAGCUGCGGGCGGGCCGGCGCCAAUUGGCGGCGAAGCGCCUGGCCGCGGAGAGUUUGGAGCAGGCGCGGGACAGGCGCGCGGCGGAGGGGCGGCAGCUGAGGCUGGAGCUGAGACAAGCGGAGCAAGCGAUUGCUGCUGGGCGUGGCUUGUCCAGAAGGCAAGAGGAGAUCUCCAUGGAGUGUGAGGAGCUUCGGCUUCAAAGGCGGGAGGAGGAGGCAGCGGCAGCGCAGCUGGCGCAGCGGAAGGAGUGCGGAGACGCCUUCGGCCAGUCUUGGGAGGCCAGACUGCGGGGCGCUGGGGAAGAAGUGCGGGAUGCGCGCCGGGCGUUGCACGAGGAGGACGCGGCCCUUCGGGGGCGGCGGCGCGCCGUGCGAGCCGCGGUGCCGGCGGCGCGGGGCGAGACGGACUCGCCCUUCGCGGUGGCGAGCUCCGAGCGACGGGCGAAGCUGGUGGGCGAGCUUCGGGUGGCGGAGGAGUUGUACCAAGAGAGCUGCGCACAGGUGGCGGAAAUGAGGGCCGCGCUGAAGCGAAUGCAGCUGGGGAGAAGUGUAGAGAGCAUGGAUGUGGAUGGAGGCGGGGAGAGCAUUUCCGCAUUGCGGGCGUCGUCGGCAUCCCAGCCUGACCUGUCCGCGCAGCAGCGCCAGUGGCGUCUGCAGGAGGAGCGCGUGGCCUCGGUGCGGCUCCGGCGCUUCGCCGCGCGCCUGGCGUCAGAAUCGGCGGCCGAGGCAGCCGAGGCCCACGGAGACGAGGGCAUGGAGCCUGCGGCUGGGUUGAGCCCGGCAUCUUCCCUCAAGGCAGAGCUGGUGGUGGAGCCCGCCGCUCCUUCUCCCACUUUGGCAGAGCCAGUGGCGAGGACUGCGGCCUCUUCUCCAUCUUUUGCGCAACCUUUGGAAGACGUCCAGCCAGUCACUUCGAUUCAGGGUUUCUUGCACAUGACACUUGGAACUGGAUAGAUGGGGCAGGUUGCUCAAUAAGCCA